UCAUUUUCCCACGCGCUAGUCUCCAUCAAUCCCUCCUAUACAAACCCUAGUCCAGUUGCCGAUCAGUAUGAAAGCUUGCUCACUGCUUCAAUACACCCAGCCUCUUGCUGCAGGCUCGUGAUACAAACCCGAAACGCUAAUUUCUUGGGCUUGUUGAACCACCCCUGGUUUCUUUGAGCUUUGAAGGACCAGGGCUUGAAGGAUCUGAUCUUUAUAAUGGAGAAUGAAGGGACUGUGGGCCUUGACUGUAACUUUGAAUUGAAGGAGGUGCAGAAGCUCGAGGGUCACACUGAUAGGGUUUGGGGAUUGGCUUGGAACCCUGUUACUGGUCUUGCUGGGGUUCCUUCGGUGCUUGCUUCUUGUAGUGGAGAUAAGACGGUUAGAAUUUGGCAACAGGCUGCUGCAACUGGUUCAUGGGAGUGCAAGGCUGUUUUGGACGAAACUCAUACUAGAACUGUUAGGUCUUGCGCAUGGUCACCAUCUGGAAAAAUGUUGGCCACAGCAAGUUUUGAUGCCACAACUGCAAUAUGGGAAAAUGUUGGUGAUGAUUUUGAAUGUGUUGCUACAUUGGAGGGUCAUGAAAAUGAAGUUAAGAGUGUAUGCUGGAACUCAUCUGGUUCUCUGCUUGCAACUUGUGGUCGAGAUAAAUCUGUUUGGAUCUGGGAAGUGCAGCCUGGACAUGAAUUUGAGUGUGUGUCGGUUUUACAAGGACAUACACAAGAUGUGAAAAUGGUUCUUUGGCAUCCAUCAAUUGACCUUCUAGUUUCUGUUAGUUAUGAUAACACUAUCAAGAUUUGGGCAGAGGAUGGUGAAAGUGAUGACUGGCACUGUGUGCAAACAUUAGGUGAUUCAUUCAGUGGACACUCAUCUACCGUAUGGGCAGUAUCUUUCAACUCCACUGGGGACAAAAUGGUCACAUGCAGCGACGAUCUGACUUUAAAGAUAUGGGACACUUCCCUUGAUUUAACAGCGUCAGGCAGUGAUAGUUCUGGAUUAUGGAGGCAUCUUUGCACACUGUCAGGAUAUCAUGAUCGUACAAUAUUCUCAGUGCAUUGGUCAAGGGAUGGUGUCAUUGCUAGUGGAGCGGGGGAUGAUACUAUACGACUUUUUAAAGAGAUCCCUAGUGAUGUGCACCUGCAGGUUAAUGGUCCAUCCUAUAACAUGAUAUGUAAGAAAGAGAAAGUCCAUAGCAUGGAUGUGAAUUCGGUACAAUGGCACCCCAAGGUGCCCACAAUUCUAGCCUCAGCGAGUGAUGAUGGGUACAUAAAGAUCUGGGAAUUGAAAGCGAUAUCCUGAUUCCCAAUCUCUAUGGUCAUGUGCUCUUGUAUUUAUGUAUAUUCAGGAAAUGCUUUUUGCGGUCACUGUAAUUGCUGUCUUUGAAAUGGUGGUAUUGUCCCUCUGGGACGUGAGGUAUGAAAAGAGAUAAUGCGGCUUCUUUUUAUGGUCUUCAUUGGCGUAUUUGUACAUGCUUGGUUCCAAAGUCUGCUUCUUAUAUCUGAUCAUGUUGGACGAAAGUUUUCAAAAUUUCACACAUGCAUUCGCGUACAUCUAAUGUUUGUCUUAUCAAAGAACAGGUUUACCAGUAAAAUUUGUAAAAAGUUAUUUUACUUUGAUUACUCAA
Amborella trichopoda is the source of this 1621-nucleotide messenger RNA. RefSeq names its product Transducin/WD40 repeat-like superfamily protein. Gene Ontology annotation, biological process: iron-sulfur cluster assembly. Gene Ontology annotation, cellular component: cytosolic [4Fe-4S] assembly targeting complex. The record is from RefSeq and is a predicted model, not a curated record. NCBI's taxonomy places the organism in Eukaryota, Viridiplantae, Streptophyta, Magnoliopsida, Amborellales, Amborellaceae. Gene Ontology annotation, molecular function: protein binding.